Messenger RNA from Entamoeba nuttalli P19, 1224 nucleotides. RefSeq names its product DnaJ domain containing protein. Gene Ontology annotation, cellular component: cytoplasm. NCBI's taxonomy places the organism in Eukaryota, Evosea, Mastigamoebida, Endamoebidae. The transcript is spliced from 2 exons. The coding region runs from base 1 to 1224 and encodes 407 amino acids. The record is from RefSeq and is a predicted model, not a curated record. Gene Ontology annotation, biological process: protein refolding.
AUGAGUGAAGAAGACAUAAUAGAAAGUGGAAAAUUAUUCAAUACCAACGCAGUUGAAAGACAACCACUAAUAAAUAGAAAUGAGCAACAAUUACAACAAGUUGCUAUUUCUGUUCCAUCUAAUGUAGAAGAAGAUAUGAUAAGAGAUUAUGAAGAACCAAAUUUUAGUAAUAUAGAAGAUUAUUAUAGUGUUAUAGGAGUUAAUAAAAAUGCGUCAGAAAAUGAAAUUAAUAAAGCAUACCGUAAACUAGCAUUAAAAUAUCAUCCUGAUAAAACAACAGAUCCAAAUGCAGAAGAUAAAUUUAAUAUAAUUAAUACAGCUUAUAAUGUGCUUCAUGAUGAAAAAAAAAGAAAGUUAUAUGAUAUAUUUGGAACAUCAGGAAUAGCAAUUGCAGAAGUUGUUAAAAAAGUGAAACCAUUUAUUCAAUGUGGAUUAUUUUUAUUAGACUUUAUAUUAAUAAUAUUAAGUAUUGUAUUUUGUUUAUGGGUUGUACUACUUAUAGUAAAAUUAGAAUUAAAUAAAGAGUGGAGCUUUUCUGCUGUUAAUGUUCCAAUUGAUAUUUUAUAUUUUUUGUCAUUCCCUUAUUAUUCAAAAAGAUUAUCUAAACUUCUUGGUGGGACUGGACAUAUUAUAAAUUGGAUUGGAUUUAUUUUAUUCUUUGUUAGAGUUGAUAAAGACAAUGAAGACAGUAAUUAUUUUGUUUGGUUAAUUCCUUAUUUUAUUGGAAUUGUAUUACAAUGGAUUGCAAGUAUUAUUGAUGAUUGUUUUUCUGCUGAAAUUACAAAUGAGAAUGGUGAAUCUGUUCAAGUUAAAAGAAGUGCAAAAGCUAUUAUAUUAAACUUUAUGUUAAAUACAUUAACUUCAGCCCUUUCAAUUAUUUUUAUUAUUUUCAUUGGAUUAGCAGGUAAUGACCCACAACAUGAUUGUUUAACAGUUAUGAUAGUUGGUAUUUUCUAUUUUGUAAUGAGUUGUAUCUGUUCUUCUUUCAAAGACUUUAACUUUACUAUUAUUUCUUUUAUUUUCAAUUGUGUCUUUACUAUCUUUUUGAUUUGUCAAUUAGUAUUAUUGACUUUAGAUAUUGGUGUUAGACAUUCAUAUAGUUAUUCUGUUGCACUUAUUCCAUUAAUUUUAGUUGGAGCUAUUUCAUUAUUAUUCAGCAUAGCAUUAGGACCUUUUAUGUGUUGUUUCUUAGUACCUUUGUUGAAUUUAUUCGAAAUUGACUAG